Molecule: messenger RNA, 2971 nt
Organism: Dunckerocampus dactyliophorus (ringed pipefish)
Lineage: Eukaryota; Metazoa; Chordata; Actinopteri; Syngnathiformes; Syngnathidae
Product: transcription factor Sox-10-like
Exons: 4
Coding region: 280-1764 (494 amino acids)
Biological process (GO): enteric nervous system development; negative regulation of transcription by RNA polymerase II; peripheral nervous system development
Cellular component (GO): nucleus
Molecular function (GO): RNA polymerase II cis-regulatory region sequence-specific DNA binding; DNA-binding transcription factor activity, RNA polymerase II-specific
Source: RefSeq, a predicted model, not a curated record
CGCAGUCCUUCUCACAAGGCGCUCUUUAAGCUCCGGUGUCGCCACACAGAGCAGCCAUUCAUCGGCUCCACGGCCAGCACCACACACACUCCCAUGUUGAACCACUGCACGGCUAAAUUGGUGUAGCAGAUUCCCGUGCGUAAAAAGGAGCUGGACAAUUUUACGCAUCAGUAUGGCUUUGCAUUAAAUAGUUUGCAAUAACAGGGAGCAAUAUAAAAUACUUUCUAAAGUACUUACUACUUUCCAACUCAUUGUGAAGUGUUAAAAGUCAUUAAAAAAAUGUCCGGAGAGGAGCACAGCUUGUCUGAAGCAGAGCUGAGCCCCGGAGGCUCGGACGACGCUCACUCCCUGUCCCCGUCACAUGCCGGAGCACCACCCGGCCACGACUCACCUCUGACCGGGCCUGCGUCUCAUCUGACGGCGCUCUGCGUAGCGGAGGGCAACAGGGAUGACAGGUCCGUAGUUAAGUCGGAGGAGGAAGACGAUCGCUUCCCCAUCGGCAUCCGGGAGGCGGUGAGUCAGGUCCUGGACGGCUACGACUGGACUCUCGUGCCCAUGCCGGUGCGCGUAAACAACGGAAACAAAGCUAAGCCUCACGUCAAGCGUCCCAUGAACGCCUUCAUGGUGUGGGCCCAGGCGGCCAGGAGGAAGCUGGCGGACCAGUACCCCCACCUGCACAACGCUGAGCUGAGCAAGACCCUUGGCAAACUGUGGAGACUGCUCAACGAGAGUGACAAGAGGCCAUUCAUCGAGGAGGCGGAGAGGCUGAGGAAACAGCACAAGAAGGACUACCCGGAGUACAAGUACCAGCCCCGGAGGCGCAAAAACGGCAAACUCACGCCUGCUAAUGAGUCAGACAGCCCGGGGGAAGAGGGAGCCAGCCACUCCCAGUCACACUACAAGAGCCUGCAUCUGGACCACAAUGGCGGAGCUGGGUCCCCUCUGGGAGAAUUGCAUCACCACCACCACCAUCACCACCAUCACCCUGCUAGUCAGGGUCACAGCCCUCCCACACCCCCCACCACCCCAAAAACAGAGCUCCAGUCAGGCAAAUUGUCAGACAGCAAGAGGGACGGAGCGACUGGAGCAUCAGGGGGAUCCAGGGGAGCCCUCGGCGGAGGAGGCGAAGGGGUGUCCGGCGGUCCUUCGUCAACCAGUUCUAAGCCCCACAUUGAUUUUGGCACUAUGGACAUUGGCGAGAUCAGCCACGAGGUGAUGGCCAACAUCGACUUUGACGUCAACGAGUUUGACCAGUACUUGCCCCCCAACGGGCACCCCCAGGGCACACCAGGGACCCCCGCUGCGGGAUCCUCUGCAUCAUCCUACGCCUAUGCCCUGGCCGCGGCUAGUGGGCACUCGGCCUGGCUCUCCAAGCAGCAGCAGCCUCAGGCCUCGCCGUCAUCCUCUGACCCUUCCAAGCCCCAGAUCAAAAGCGAGUCAGCAACUGGGAGCCACUACGCCGAGACCUCGUCAUCGCCCUCCUCGGGGACUCACGUCACUUACACCCCACUCAGCCUCCCUCACUACGGCUCCGCUUUUCCCUCGCUGGCCUCCAGAGCUCAGUUUGAGUACGGAGACCACCAGGCGCCUGGGGCAUACUAUGCCCACUCCAGUCAAGCCCCUGGGCUGUAUUCAGCCUUCUCCUACAUGGGCCCUACACAGAGGCCUCUGUACACCACCAUAGGAGACCCUUCCAGCGUGGCUCCCUCCCACAGCCCCACACACUGGGAGCAGCCUGUUUACACCACACUCACAAGACCCUGAGGGGAGGGGUAGAGAGGUGGAGUCGAGGGAAAUAUGGGAAGCGUGUGAGAGGAUCUGUUUGCUAGAGUGUGUUAAUUGGUUUGGCUGAUGUGUAUGUGUAUGUAUGUCCAUGCCAUAUUGUUGUAAAAUUAGAGGUUUUUACUUUUUUAGCUGAUAAAAUGCAUCCGAGGGGGGCACGCUCAGUGUGGGUCUGCAGCCAAUCAGAAAAAUACAUUUAAAAAAAAACGUGUGCCAUCAGGAAUGUAUGAUUGAAGAUGUACAGCAAGUGGUGAGGAAUGAAUCCAUGUUAUGUACAGUAGAUAACCCAGAAAGGUUCACACUGACAUCAUCCCAUUUAUUAACCAAACUAAAGAAGACUUUUUGGAUCGAUUUGUGUUAUUUUAUAUGAGUAGUAUUGUUAUGCUAGUGUGUAACUUUAUUGUGGCUGACAUUAUAACACACUUACACAGCUUCACCACUGCUUCAGGAGCACAAUGCUCCUUAAGGGGCUCCUGAAGGGUUCUUUUUGGUGGCCAGCUAAUUGCGACCUUAUUUCUCUGUAGAUAACAACUGUCCGUCUGUGUGUCCCUUGUCCUUUACUACUUUGUUGAUCUGAAGCAUUUUAUGGGAACAAUAUAGGAAUAAGAGAGGGAAAGAGAGCUCUUAAAAAGAUAUUUCAGCUUUUUUGCUCCGUCUUUGACACUUUACCUCAACUCUCAUUGUCAUUUUGUGCCAUUAGCAGAGGAAAAACUCCACUUUCCAUGAACUAUUUUGCUUUUUUCUUGCUUUGUAACGAUUUGCUGAUUCACAUCUGAGUUCUAACGUGUUGUAAUGAACUAUAGUACAAAGUCUCAAUCAAAUCCCUUGAGAUAAUUGGCCAGCUUUGGGUCCUACUUAAGGAUUAUGUGGAAUCACAUGUAUGGUUGUUCUGCAUGUGUUCUACUUCACGGUUGCUCCUAUAGGGCAAACCAAACAGGCUACAAUGCUUAUUUUCGGGCAAUGUGAAUAACAGACAUUACCAUGGGUUUGACCUUUUUUAUAUAAUGCAUAGUUUAUCAUUGUAUACUGACCUUCUUACCAUGAAGUUAUUUGUCAUGUUAACUAUGUCACACCUUUUGCUUCCUCCAUUUUUGUAUAAUUCCGAAUAGUUUUGUAAAGCGUUUGCCAUAAAUUGAGUAUUUUGCUUCCUUACAAGAAAAAGCAAUGUUGAAAUAUUGUUGUCAUCUAU